AUGAGCGAGGCCGACAUUGCGAACAAGGCCGCCGAGGCUGUCGAGGCUGUCGAGCAGCCUGCUGCUGCUGCUCCCGAAGCCGCUCCCGAAGCUGCUCCUGAAGCUACCACUGAAGCCGCCGAGACGACUGCCGCUGCUACCAACGGUCAAGACGAUAAGAAGAUCAUCAAGACCACGGCCAAGAUUGACCACGACAACCGCCAGAAGAACAACAAGUUCGACCCCAGCACCCGCGAGGUAUCGGACGACCCCGUCGCCAUCCGCAAGCAGGUCGAGUUCUACUUUGGCGACUGGAACUUCCCUCAGGACAAAUUCAUGUGGGAGAGCUGCGGAGGCGCCGAGAACAAGCCCAUCGCCGUCGAGAAGAUUCACUCCUUCAAGCGCAUGCGCACCUUCCAGCCUUACAGCGCCGUUGUCGCUGCACUGCGCGACAGCGAGUUCCUCGACGUCGAGGGCGACGAGGGCAAGGAGACGCUCAAGCGCAAGGUUCCCUAUCAACCCAUGGCCAACGCGCGCGCUAAGAACGAAGCCGCAACCAUUUACGUCAAGGGCUUUGGCGACGAGACGCCCGAAACGCAGUUCGACCUGGAGAGCUUCUUUGCGCAGUAUGGCGAUGUCAAGGGCUUGAAGCUGCGCCGCACCCCCGAAGGCCUGUUCAAGGGCUCCGUCUUUGUCACCUUUGUCAACGAGGAGGCCGCCAAGGACUUUGUUGGCAAGGAGCCCGCCCCCAAGUGGAAGGAACACGACCUGAAGAUCAUGACAAAGCAGGCAUACUGCGAAGAGAAGAGCGAUCUCAUCCGUUCUGGCAAGCUGGAGCCCAGUAGCACGACCAGCAAGAAGUUUUUCGAGGGGCAAGAAGGCGGUGGUCGCCGCAACGGUGGCGGCCCGCGCGACCAGGACGACUGGAAAAAGCGCAGGGAGCACGACCAGAAGAACGGUUUCCGUGGUGGACGCGGCGGCCGUGGUGGCCGUGGUGGUCGCGGCGGUCGCGGCCGUGGUGGUGGCUUCCGCGGUGGUCGUCGCGAUAACGAAGAUCGCGGCAACAAGCGUUCGCGCGAGGACGACAACGGUGGCGAGGAGCGCUCCGCCAAGAAGGUCGAUACCAAGGACGAGGCGUAA
Messenger RNA from Akanthomyces muscarius, 1119 nucleotides. RefSeq lists its product as uncharacterized. The record is from RefSeq and is a predicted model, not a curated record. Gene Ontology annotation, biological process: RNA processing. NCBI's taxonomy places the organism in Eukaryota, Fungi, Ascomycota, Sordariomycetes, Hypocreales, Cordycipitaceae. The transcript has a single exon. Gene Ontology annotation, molecular function: mRNA binding. Gene Ontology annotation, cellular component: nucleus. The coding region runs from base 1 to 1119 and encodes 372 amino acids.